AUGACAUCUUCUUGGGUUGGGAGAAGGGAACUGGAAGAAAUGGGGCAAGAGUAGAAGAAAGGAGGGACCGAUCUGAGUCUUGAGGAAAUGAAGAAGCAAGCCGCUGUGCAAUGCCUCCGAUCUGCAUCUGAUGAAAACUCUGGAAUUGAGAGCCUGGUUGAGGAGCUUUGCUCUAAACUUAAGGACAUUCAAAACAAACAGAAAGAGGAAAAACAGAUUCAAAAGAAAUCUGAUGGCUCUCAGUCUCCAGAGCGAGCUGAGUCCCCCUCUUCAAAGGACCAGGUGGAAAUGUAUUAUGAAGCCUUUCCUCCUUUGUCAGAGAAACCUGUUUGUCUCCAAGAGAUCAUGACGGUGUGGAACAAGGCUAAGGCCUGCGCAUACUCAAGUUCAUCAUCCUCAGCAGCCCCACAGACCAGCACAGACACCUCCUCCCCGAAAGAUUGCAACAGCGAAUGUGAGGCUGCAAAGGAGCGAAACCCCGAGGCAUGUGGUACCAUCACGACUGUGACCAACGAGAGAGGCCAGCAACGACGAAGCAAAAAGGAGAAAGAAAACCGAUACCACGGUGGUGUAGCAACGGAGGAAAAAUCUACCGUCCACUCUAAGAGACAGACGAGACACAGGUCUGAGGGCAAAUACCGGCCCAGGUCCUGGUCGUCUGGCUCUAGUGAGGCAGGCUCAAGCUCAAGUGGGAACCAGGGUGACUCCAAGUCGUCCAGAAGCAAGGCAGUUAGAAUAAGGCACAAAUCCAGGGAGGCUGGGAAGAAUAAGAGAACACGCAACAGUGGGCAGGUGAAGCUGCAGGUGAAGGUUUUUGACAAAGAGGAGCGAAGAAACGUGGGAGGAAGCAGUAGCAGUGCCACAGGAGGCACUGUCCGACAACCACAGCUUUACAAAAAGGGGAAGAGGCCGCUGAAGGAGAUUCGUAAAGAUCCAGGCUGGGUGGAAGCAAAAGAGUCCGGAGUUGAGGCCAGAAACAAAAAGGAAUACAUGGAGGAGCCACUUUGGUACACUGAGCCCAUCACAGAGUAUUUUGUACCUUUCAGCAGCAGACAAAGCAAGCUGGAAACAAAAUAUCGAGGCAAGGUAGACUCUCCUGACGGCUUUGCCUUGUCGACCGACAUGGAGAGGCUGCCGGAGAGAAUCCAGGGAAUCUGCAUUGCCAAUGAGAGCUACCAGAGAGCAUACCUAGCAGCAGGCUCGUUCGUGGAUGGGCACUUUGUAGAAGGGCCUGGUGAUGCAGAGGAUGAAACUGCUGAACUCACUGGGACCUCAAGCUGCCCUCAGCCAGAGGAUAGUAGAGAUUUAGAUGACAAGCAUCUGUCUGAAUAUACUCACUUCUAUGAAGUUGAUAUUUAUCAAUCCAUAUUGGAUACUAGUGCCUCAGACUCGAUACAAGAGAGUCGGAUCUUAAGCAUGAUUCGACAAAAAAGCAAAGAGCAAAGAGACGUUGAGGCGGAAUGUUGUUUAGUGUUAGAUGGCCUUGAGCAGCAAGGGAAAAGUGCAAUAAGGGCAGACUCACAGGACGCUUCGGAAUCUGUUGGAUUCUUAAUGGAGGAUCUUGAAAACAUGGCUCAAGUCUGGGGAUGUUAUUCACCGUCUACUUCAGAAGAUAUAGAUGGAGAAAGUUUCAUCGGUGACUCUCCCAUUCGGCUCUCCCCCCUUCUUGAUAGUGUUUCGUUCACCCUGAGCAAACUAUCUGGAAAUCUGGAGGAGCCGCCUGUUCCUGAAGCCACCAGUGAACCAUCUGGUUUGAACUCAUCCUGCUUCUCUCUUUUCGAGCUGCAGUAUGAAAGCCCCACUUUUCCUUUUCCCCGCGACUCACUCACCGUUGCUCACGAAAACAACACAGAUUCAAGUAGCUGUCUCGACCCACAUUCUAAUAAACAGUCUCGUUUGCUAAUAUGGACCAAAAAUAGUGCCUUUGAUGAAACUGAACACUGUUCUAACCUUUCAACGCGAACUUGCAGUCCAUGGUCACAUUCAGAGGAGACUCGUUCAGACAACGAGCAAGGGCAUGUUCAGACAGAGGAUGCUGCUCAAAUUGGCAAUGAAGAGAUUGAUUGUAUAAUCCCUCCUCUCUCUGGUACAUAUCUAGAGGAUGAAAUCUUGGAUUUUUUGCAAGAAGACCCUGGCCGUAAGUGUGAGGAGGUCAGUGUUAGCACAGCAUCCAAUCAGACCUUCACCAAAAAAUCUAAAUUGGAGUCCAUUUGUGGCAUAGCAUUGGAAGAGGAUGAGAGUAAACAGUACAGCACUGGCAUGUUUUCGGACAACACAAACCAACAGAGUGAUGAUUACAGCUCAGGGAUAAUAAAGGACAUUUGGACUGCAAUUGGAGAUGGCAAAUCUGCAGUGUCAAGGCAAGGAGCAGAAAAAACAAGCGAGGGGCUCUUCUCAGAUGACUCAAGCGGUUACUGCUGCAGCUGUCUGGAGGUGCAGGCGAAAGGAGUUCCGAUCCAGGGACCCCAGAAAAAAGCUGUGCAGCGGUCAGAGUAUCACCUUUGGGAAGGCAAGAAAGAAGAACAGGACUUAGCCAAAAACAAACUCUCCAAGGUAGAUGGUGCUGGGGAUUACAUGACUCCGUCCAAACCCUGGGACUUGAACUCUGACAGGGAGAGUACAUCAUUCAUCCUAGGAGGGGUGUAUGGAGAGUUGAAGACACUAAGUGGUGAUAAGAAUUGGGCUGUAGUGCCGCCGAGCGAAUCUCAAGAUAGCCUGCUACAGUGUGCCGCCGCAGCUGCAUCUGCUUCUAGCUCAGACAUGCUCACCAUCACCGGCACAGAUGUGUUUAUGAACACCGGCAGCUGCUUUGCCCCUGGGCAGAGGCCCCUGUGGAGGCCGCUCGUUUCCUUUGGGCAGAGUGAGCAGUCCAUUAGAGGAGGCGGAGACGGAUUGAAUAAGGGAUUUUCUUUCAUCUUCCAUGAAGAUUUGCUCGGAUCUUACGGAGGCUUGCGGGGUGAGGAGCAAGGUCUAGAAUACCCGUUUGCAUCCUUCAACCUGAACAAUCCCUUCUCUCAAGUCCUCCACGUUGAGUGUUCUUUUGAGCCUGAGGACAUGGCUUCAUUCAGUCCAGGGUUCAAGCCUAAAUCUAUUCUCUGCUCGGACUCUGAGAAUGAAGCCUUCCACCCACGAAUAUAUGGCAUCAACCGGACGCAGUAUAGGGCCAUUCGCAUAUCCCCCAGGACUCAUUUCCGACCAAUAUCGGCCUCAGAGUUGUCUCCUGGUGGAGUGAGUGAUUCCGAGGCUGAGACUGACAAAGAGGAGAUGAGUUUUCCCGUCCUGGCGCCGGUGGACGUCUUUGAUGAUCCUCAGGCAGACCUCAAACCUCUGGAGGAGGAUGCAGAAUGUGAGGGCCCUUAUUAUGGGAAGUCAGAACUGGAAUCUGGUAAAUUCUUACCCAGAUUAAAGAAGUCUGGCAUGGAGAAGAGUGCCCAGACCUCUCUGGAUUCACAGGAGGGCUCCAGUACCCUCCUGCCAAUCGCUGAGCAAGAGAUUUGCUUAGACUGCAAAACGGCAGCAGCUGAAUCGACUGCAGAUGGACAGGUGGACAUCUCAGUUAGCAAGAUUCAAAAAGAGGAAUCUUCAGAAGAAAAAGAGUCCUGCUUAAGUGCACCAGCAGGUCAGAUCCCAAAGUAUGGGAUUGCUUAUGACUUUGUUGGAGAUGUGCCAGAGUUCCCUCUGUUAAAUAUAAGUGGACAGGGAGGAACUGGCAACCAGCAAGAUGAGUGCUGGUGGCAGAACACACUCUGUUCCCCCCUUUUCCCUGGAUCUCAGUGUACAGGGAGCAGCAACAUUUGAAUACUCCAGUUUUGCAGAGGACUCCUGUCAUCGAGAGGAACAGUUCCUCUCCUUUUGUGACUGGACCUCUUCCAGCAAAUAUUCAGGGUCAUCUCAGAGCUGGAAAAACCUAAUGUAGGCUAAUUUUCUGAGACACCCCUUCAAAAACCCCUCCACCACCCCCUACACAUAACCCCCGCUGGUUUUUCAUUUACUAACUUAAACCUUGUGUAAUCAACAAUCAGAUCAACAAAAAGUGAGUGAAAAUAGGAAAACUCAAAAAAUAUGUUUUGUCUUUGAGUGAUGCCAUGUGCGGACAUGCAUUUUUAGGCAUUUUAGAAUUUGUUUCAGUUGAUUCUUCUGUACACUGGUCCUCAUUCAAGUCACACAGUUAGGUAUUAGGGACAAUCUUUUUGUUCUAUCCUUGUCAGUUUUGUUCCCACCAUGUUGCUUUUGAACUAGGAUACUGAUAGUUGGUGGUGUUUGAAUGGUUGUGCAUGUAUGUUUGUCCAGCCAGUCUCACUCCUCUUUUUUCUAGUUAAACCUAAUGUUGUGUGGAAAAAAAAAAAAAAAAGACUGCUUUCACAUCCUCUACUUACCAUCUCGUGUUCAGAAAGACAAUAUAAGAAUGUUGAGAUUUUUGAGUUGUGCCAGAAUUUGAGAGUUUAAUUUAAAUAGUUUUGAUUUGGAUGACUUUCUGAAUGCGAAGUAGAGAAUGUGUGCAGUUUUCUUCGAGAUAUCCGUAAAAUUCCCCAUGUGUGAAAAGUUAUCAUAAAUGAGUCUGAUAUUUGAAUGGUGAUAUUCUUUCAAAAGCUAGUAGUAGACAUAGUAUGGUUUGUGAGGCUAAAAAAAAAAAUUGUUUUAAAAUAAAAAAUAAAAAAACAGGAAAUCAAAAGGAGUUUUGUUGACAAAAAAUACUAAUAAUCUACUUGAAAUGCAAUGCUGUAAACAAAUUGGGGAGGAGAAAAAAAAAGAAAAAAAAGAAGUUUGUGUUUUGGGGUAAAGACCCAUCAUGAAAAGACAUGACUACAGCCAUUUCUGCAGACACCUGUGUUGCAACUGAAUGAAACCUUGUUUUAUUUUUUUUGUAAUCUCUAUGGUACAGACUAUUGGUGCUAUAAAUAUGUUCAGAAAUCUUUUUAAAGUUGCAGUUCCAUAAUAUGGCUGUGAUGAGUAGAUGGCAUAGCAGAGUUUUGUUUGUAGUCCGGACAGUCAGAAUCCAUUAAUAUCUUUUUUUUUUUGCGGAAAAUUGUGAGAAGAAGAAGAAGAAGAAGAGAAAAAAAAGUUUUGCCUGAUUCGCGGUUCUUGCUUAUAUGUGGCUUGGUUUUUAUUUUUUAAGAUAACAUCUUAGUUUUCAGGCCUGUAACAGCUGAAGCAGAAAUACUUGCAAUCUCAUGUUUCAACACAUCCAUUUUCAGUUCAUUGUCCCCACGCAGAAAGGACAAAAUCAGUAUUAUACUGAUGGUUUAUUUGUCUGUGCUGCAACUAAACAAACAUAUAAGAAAACAAGUGGCGGGGGCGAUGGUCAAACCAAAAACAAGGCAUAAUUACACUAAGGUACAAAUGCUUUUUCUUUUUCUCCAUAUGAGGUGUGUUUUUUUUUUUUUUUUGGGUUUACAAUAUAUCUUGUUGAAAUAUUGAGUAAUGUCUCACUCUGUGUGCGCGUGUGUGUGUGUGUGUGUGGACAUCGAAUUUGUGAAGGCACUGGUUCAGAAUGAGUGUACUAGAACUUUAAACUCAGAGAAAUGUGAAUGUACGCAGAGGUGCACGUUCACUAAAAAAAAACGCAUUUGUGCCCCCCCCCCCCUUUAUAUUUUGAAACACACCCUGAACAAAUUGGUCAUAAAAACGGCUUGAGGUGUAGUUUACUGACCCCCUUCUUGUGACCUGUGCUUUGACGAUUACAUUUAGUUACAAACAUCUGCAGAUAAAUGCAUUGUGCAUUUCUUCUUGCACGUUUUAUAAACCCUGUUUUUCUUUUCUUUUAACUUUUCAAACAGGUUAGGAGGGCAGGAGCAAGGUGACUUUUUGGUCACAUUAUACUAUAAAACUGAAGCACAUAACUAAAAGCAUCCCUUCAUUUAAUGGGUAAAUAAAAAAAAUUUAAAAAAACAUCAGCAAUGUCAGCAUACUUGCUGUAAUGCACUGUCGCAGGUGAAGGGCAUGGCUUUUGAAACGGCUUCCUCAUUUGAAAAAAAAAAAAAAAAAAAAUGCAAAGAUUGUAAAGGCCCAGGGUCUGUUCAGUCUAAUGCCAUUUAAAACUGAAAAAGAACCCCCCCCCCCUCUCAAAUAGCUGAAACAUGAAUGGAAGGUACUCCAACUUCAGGGUCUUGUCACCUUUCUUUGACAGUCAUCAGACACUCAGGAAUUUUUUAAUAUAUAAAGCAUAUUGCAUAAUCUACACUCAGACCUGUGGCAGUGCAUUGAUGCAUUAAUGUAAAACCUUUCUUUGAUUGUAGAGCAGAAUUUGACAGGAGUUCUUUCCAAGCAAACUACAAAUGGACUGUCAUUAAUUUAGAGCUAUAGUUUUAGAGCGAAAAAAAAAAAAAAAAGAA
Messenger RNA from Scomber scombrus (Atlantic mackerel), 6332 nucleotides. RefSeq names its product KIAA0232 ortholog. The coding region runs from base 88 to 3798 and encodes 1236 amino acids. The record is from RefSeq and is a predicted model, not a curated record. Lineage: Eukaryota; Metazoa; Chordata; Actinopteri; Scombriformes; Scombridae. The transcript is spliced from 6 exons.